UGAUUAAAACAGCUUAAGGCCUCCCCAGCUAUCGUGAGCAGGAGGCGGUUUCUCGUUUGUUGGGGCUUGAGUGUGUCUUCUCGGGGACUAAGGGUACUUGGGGGCGAAACAGAACUGGCCAUGGCAGCAGCGGAGGAGGAGGACGGGGGCCCCGAAGGGCCAAACCGCGAGCGGGGCGGGGCGGGCGCGACCUUCGAAUGUAAUAUAUGUCUGGAGACUGCUCGGGAAGCUGUGGUCAGUGUGUGUGGCCACCUGUUCUGUUGGCCCUGUCUUCAUCAGUGGCUGGAGACACGGCCUGAGCGGCAAGAGUGCCCAGUAUGUAAAGCUGGGAUCAGCAGAGAAAAGGUUGUCCCCCUUUAUGGGCGAGGGAGCCAGAAGUCCCAGGAUCCCAGAUUGAAAACUCCACCCCGCCCCCAGGGCCAGCGACCAGCUCCAGAGAGCAGAGGGGGAUUCCAGCCAUUUGGUGAUACUGGGGGUUUUCACUUCUCAUUUGGUGUUGGUGCUUUUCCCUUUGGAUUUUUCACCACUGUCUUCAAUACCCAUGAGCCAUUCCACCGGGGUACAGGUGUGGAUCUGGGACAGGGUCACCCAGCCUCCAGCUGGCAGGACUCCCUCUUCCUGUUUCUCGCCAUCUUCUUCUUUUUCUGGCUGCUCAGUAUUUGAGCUGUGUCUUCUUUCUGCCCACCUCUAGCCAGAGAAGAAUCAGUAUUGAGGGUCCCUGCUGACCUUUCCUUACUCCCGGACCCUCCCCCGACCCCAGCCCCUCCAUUUCUGCUGGCUAAGGCCAGCCAUGGCCACUCUCCAGGAGGGUGUGGGGAGGAAGAGUGACAUCUGUGCAUAGGAUGGGAGAAGCAUCUGCCCUGAACUGCUCACUCAGUAGAAUCAUACCUCCCAGCUCUGGGAGAAGAGCAUGGACUGAAGAGAAUGUCUGUUUCUCCUCUCUCCUCAUCCUUUGCUUUCCCCAGGUUUCUUGAUUUGAUGUUGAAAGGUGGGCAAGCCUCCUUCUGGCUCUCCCCGACUUUCCUCUCAUUAACUUAAUUUUUCUCUCCUCAGUUUCUAGUAUAGGUUAUGACUUUUAAGUGCUUCCUUCCCCUCACUACCUCCUUUGUUACAAAUUCAAUAAACAAGGUGAGAUGUGUUGAUGGGA
This is a messenger RNA of Pteropus alecto (black flying fox), 1147 nucleotides long. RefSeq names its product ring finger protein 5 (gene RNF5). Gene Ontology annotation, molecular function: ubiquitin-like protein conjugating enzyme binding; metal ion binding; ubiquitin protein ligase activity. The transcript has 6 exons. Bases 121 to 663 code for a protein of 180 amino acids. Gene Ontology annotation, biological process: ubiquitin-dependent protein catabolic process. Gene Ontology annotation, cellular component: endoplasmic reticulum. The record is from RefSeq and is a predicted model, not a curated record. Lineage: Eukaryota; Metazoa; Chordata; Mammalia; Chiroptera; Pteropodidae.